Messenger RNA from Anthostomella pinea, 1956 nucleotides. The record is from the annotation of a GenBank genome assembly. Lineage: Eukaryota; Fungi; Ascomycota; Sordariomycetes; Xylariales; Xylariaceae.
AUGAACAGCGGAGUUUCCAAAGCGCGGACCCGCCGCUCCCGUGUGCAACUGUCCAAGGCUUUGCAAGAAACGCUGCUGGACGCUGUUGCAAAUGACACUGCGGGAAGACUUGUUAAUCCAUCAGGUACAGAGCUUCCGCAGAGCUACCGAGAGCAGUCUCCAGGGAGCGGAGAUCCCGCCGGAGACACGAUACCCACGCAGGCUCGAAAGAGGCGACUCGACACGACAGAGAGUAAUCCGUCGCCCGCGAAUAGAGCCCGAUUGACAAGGCCGGACACGCAGCAACCUGGCGUCGAUGACGAGAAAGCAGAGCAGGCUGGCAAGCCAAAGCCCAACCCUCCCAAGCAUCCAUACGCUUCGUUCCUCAAGGACUUUGUCGAACCCGUCCAUCCGGCCGCCGGUCCCGCAUCUAUCCACAACUUUGUUUCCGAGUGGCUCGAGUCCGUCGGAUCGGACCGAGAGAAACAGAGCCGGUCGGAUAGCCAUCUGCACCAUUUGGACGACGUCCCCAUUUCGAGACAGCUUGCAAGAUCAGCGCCAGAGAUGGGCCACACACGGGACGCCGAUAGGUUUAUGUUGCCGCCGACACCAGCUUCUACUAGAUCCCGCCGUUCAUACCAGGCAACAGAGGAUUCUGCCUCUAGCACUGCCAGCGUUCGCCAUCCGUCCUAUCGUCAGAACAACCUGAACUCGAAUGGCAUUGAUAUUAGGCAUGCCAAUACUCAGCUUCCUGGUCAUAUCUCCAGUCAUGUCGAGACAUUACGAGCAGAGCGGGAUUCUCCGAGUCCGUCCGAACAAAUCAGCGGAUAUCUUGACAGGAUGGAAGAUCUGCAAAGGGGAUGCACUGAGGCGGAUGUGGAAGAAUUCUUCACAGAUACAGUGUUUCCAAAAAACUGGGACCUCGCCUACGGACGCUCGGCAGGCUUGGAAAGUGCCAAGUCAUCCUUAAUGUCUUCUCAUCUCAUUCCCAACAACCCUGAAAGCCAGUUUAAGGUUUCUGGGCCGAAACCUGAUCUACUCUACGGAUACUCCGGCGCUCUCAGGGAUAGGGCCUUCACCCAGCCACAAUUCUUAGCCCAAGAGGCUCUACAUCCUCGAAAUGCACGGUUUGGGGAAGCGACAGCACAAGGGCUUAGGUUUCCCUUCUUCGCCAUCGAAUUCAAAGCUGCCGGAGGCACUCGAGGCGACCUCUGGGUUGCUACAAAUCAGUGCGCAGGUGCUUCAUCAGCGUGUCUGGAAGCCGUCAACCAAUUGAAUACCUCGUUGCCGAAUCACCCGAGCGUGCAACGUAUCGACAAUUUAUCCUAUUGCAUUGCCAUGGACAAUAAUACCGCCCAGCUCUAUGUAUCGUGGAAGGAAGAUGAUUUGAACUAUUCCCUCCAACGGGUUAAUGCUUUCCUGCUAUCAGACCCAGAGCAUUUUAAGAACUUUCGCAAACACGUUCGAAACAUUCUCGAUUGGGGAAAGGACACACAUCUGGCGCAGAUUAGGGAUGCAUUGGACACCAUCCUUGAGGAAAACAGGAAUAAGGCUGCAGGACAUGCGAAGUCCCGCCAACCACCAUCCCAUGGUUCUGCCACCACUACUAGCAAGAAGCGCAAAUCUUCAACGUCGCGCAGAAGCAGCAGCAGAUCCAACAGCGUGCAGGGACCAAGCGGCGGGGCAAGUGAAGGGUAUUUGGGAUGGGAUGAGACAACCUCGCAACACGCCCAUGCGGAGCUAUCUUACCCAGCUCAGAAGCUGCAAAGCUUCGUUGUUGAUGGCGACUACACUACACCCCAAGAUACCGACGGGGGACUGGUUCCCCCCGAGUAUUACUACCCAGAGGACGAGCAGCAAGACCACGGUCCGGCACUUGCGUCGUUUGGCUUGGUCGCAGAACCACUAGCAAGCUUCAUGACGGAUUUAUCAACCGAAGAGCAGCCGACGGCGGCCCCAGAUGGUUACUGGACUUGA